CUCAUAAAUAAGUCUUAAUUUUACUGAAUUAAUAAGCGCUUAAAAUAUUAUACCGUAAUACAAUAAAAAUUAAUAAACUAUUAACUAUAUUAGUACCACCAUGAUAACUAUAUUAAAAAUUGUAUUAAUUAUUACAUUAACCGUAUAUUAUGUAUAUGCCCAAUACGGGCCCACUAAGGGGUGUGGACAGUUGCUCACAGACCCAGCAGCGGUGGUCACAAAAAAUGGUUGGGUAGCAAUGGUGUACCGAAAGGACCAGACAGAUGUCAAAAAGGACCCGAUAGAUAACAAGUGCCUGGCUAGUAUAAUCAAGGAUAACUGGUUAGUGGGCGCCGCCAGUUGUUUCACAUUGAAAGACGAUCAAUACAUGGUUAAGAUACCGAAUAACAUGACCAAGGGACCUUUUCACGUGGAUAAAAUAUACAAAUCCAAGGAAUACAACCCAACUCUGGGCGCCGGCUAUGAUUUGGCGCUCAUUAAGCUUAAGAAUGGCCUACAGUUGAAAGUGAACCCCAAAAUCAUAAGCGCCAUAUGCCUGUCCGACUACGGCUUUGACUCGGCUAUAAAUGUAAACAGCAAUUGCUCGUUAGACAGCUGCGACACCCCCGGCCACCUUAUAUCCGAGCAAAUUGUAACGAAAGACGAGGGUGACUGCAAAAAGCUGUACCCCAAGUAUAAGGAGGGCUAUAUGUUUUGCGGAAACAUACCCGUCCAUUGGUUAAAUAGCGGCGCCCCUGUCACCUGUAAGGACAGUAACCUCCAGGAUAAGGGCCCGUUCUUUUUGAGCGCCAUGGCCUCGUGGGGUCGGUACCCGGAUGAUUACAAAAAGGUCAAAGACAUUGAUAAGGCGGAUGUCUAUACGAAACUCUAUGGAAAGCAUUAUAUCUCAUGGAUUCAAAAGACUAUUGAGGAGGACGAGAGCCAUUCACUAAAUCUUUAAUUAAAUAUGUAUUUUAAAA
Molecule: messenger RNA, 959 nt
Organism: Oppiella nova
Lineage: Eukaryota; Metazoa; Arthropoda; Arachnida; Sarcoptiformes; Oppiidae
Source: the annotation of a GenBank genome assembly